This is a messenger RNA of Ogataea polymorpha, 2185 nucleotides long. RefSeq lists its product as uncharacterized. NCBI's taxonomy places the organism in Eukaryota, Fungi, Ascomycota, Pichiomycetes, Pichiales, Pichiaceae. Bases 370 to 1515 code for a protein of 381 amino acids. Gene Ontology annotation, molecular function: flavin adenine dinucleotide binding; sarcosine oxidase activity. The transcript has a single exon. The record is from RefSeq and is a predicted model, not a curated record.
GGUGCGCACAUUUGCAAGAAAUAUACAAACGCAAUAAUGGUUGAAAAAGACUCCCCAAUCAUAAUUGUUGGCGCUGGUGUGUUUGGUCUCUCCAAUGCGCUUCAUCUUGCCAACAAUGGAUACAAAAACAUCACGGUCUUCGAUAGACUGGAUUUCGACGACAACUCCUACACUUUGCUUAAAGGAGCUGAUACUGCCUCGGCAGACAUCAACAAGGUCUUUAGAGCUCAGUAUGCUGAAAAGAAACAUUACCAGGACCUUGCGUUCCAGGCGUUCGAGAUUUGGCAGAAAUGGAACAACGAAAUCAGAUUCAUUCCUCCUGAAGAAGCAAAGAAGUAUACCGAUCUUCAAAUUCUCGAUCUAUGCGGUAUGUUGAGACUUGAUGAUAUUGUUGGCUGGGAAGAAAAGGCAAGCAGAGCAAACUUUGAAAAGGAACAGAUUGCUCCUCUUAGAUACGACAUCAACAAUCCUGUAGAUGUGAAAAGAGCCAAUGCUGCAGGAUUUGGAUCAAAGGUGAAAUUUGCCCUUGAUUUGAAAGAAAAAGUUCCAAGUCUGAAAGGUGCACUGGAUACCACCUCUGGCAUUUUAUAUGCCUCGAGAGCUUGUCAGUAUGCCAAAUACUUAUGCACCCAGCUAGGUGUUAAAUUUGUCUUUGGAGAGAAGGCUGGUACCUUCAAGGAAUACAUCUACAAGGACGACGAAAAAACUGUUCACGGUGGAAUCAUUACCAACGACGGGAAAAAGCACUAUGCUGACUUGACUGUAAUUAACUGUGGUCCAUGGUCUACUUUGCUUGUCCCAGAGCUUGACGGCAUGAACGAGGCUGCCUCAGGUAAUAUCAUCAUCUUCAAGAUCCCUGACGAUCGAGCUGAUCUCAGGGCCAAAUACAACAGCAAGGUGUUCCCUAUGGUUGGCUGGAAAACUGGUCAUUCAAGAGAAAAAGAAUAUAUGGGAGGUAUGUUUAUGUUCCCAAUGAUGGAGCCAGAAGGGUACAUGAAAAUGAUUGUUAGACAGACCAAGUACACCAACCCUGUUAAGUUGGAGAAUGGCAGAGUUGUGUCAAUUCCUAAGACCUCCAAUAGCAAUCCUCCCACCAAAAUGCUUACGCGUCACAUAAUCCGCCAAGUUGACGAAUGGCUCAAGCUGUUUUUCCCUGACUUGUAUGAGGCAAAAUUACAAUAUGAGAGCAGAUUGCUUUGGUAUACGGAUACUAUAGACAACGAUUACAUUUAUGACUUUGUCCCGGGAAAGAAGGGCCUUUUUGUUGCCUGUGGUGGGUCAGGUCACGCGUUCAAGAUGCUGCCGGUUUUAGGACAAUUCUUGGUCGAUAAAAUCGAGGGCCGUGAAAACUUUUACACUAGACUGUUUAAGUGGAGAUCCCUUUCAGGAACCGAGAAGGAUCCCAACGGACUAAGAGAAGGUUUGGCCACAAAAAGGAAUUACAACCAGCAGGAGCUCUCCACGGAGAUAGACCUCAGAUUUGGAGACUCUUUCUCAAGGUCACCAAAACUUUAGAUUAUUUUAUAUAAUUUGCAGACCUUACACUUUGAACUUGUCAUAAUCAGUCAGAACAAAUCUGUAUCUAACAUCUCCUGCAUGACAUCUCUCAAGAGCUUCUUUGAUACCACUCUCGGAAAUCGGCAGGCGUUCCGUCCAUGCAGUGAGGUUUUUUUCAGCGGCAAGCUUAAGCAUGUCGAGCAUUUGCGGUCUGUUUCCUAAGUGAGAAGAGCCAAAAAAUACCCCUCCUCUCAUGAACGGCAUUGCACUGACAGUGAAUGGCUCCUCAGGCAGCCCAACAGAAAUCAUUUUUCCAUGAACUUUCAGACAAGAUAGAUAACCAGCCAGAUCAAAGUUCUGAGCUGAGUUGCCGCAAGAAACAAUUAGGUCGAGUUUCUUUGCAUACCUUUCUGCCCAGUCCUUCUCCUCAUAAGUAGCAAUAUAGUAAUCGCUUCCCAGCUUUUUUGCGUCUUUUGAUUUCUUGCUCGUACGCGAAAAUGUGUACACCUCGGCUCCCAGAGCUUUUGCAAACAUAAUCGCGAAAUGACCCAGUCCGCCAAUUCCAACAAUUCCUACUUUUUUUCCAGGGCCACAUCCAUUUUCGACAAGAGGAGCGUACGUAGUGAUGCCUGCACAAAGCAUAGGUGCGGCAUCUUCCGUUUUCAAGCCAUCUGGAAUUGGGAAAACA